UCGAUCAUGCACUCAGAAAUCUAAAGCUCAGAGCACCAUGGAGAACAACUACUCCUACAGCUCCUACCCCGACUCCGGCGACUCCUCGCCGCGCUCCCGCGAGGUCGACUUCGAGAACCCGCCGCCGUGGGAGGAGUCGUCCCAGCAGCAGCAGAACUACAAGGUCAAGUUCAUGUGCAGCUACGGCGGCAAGAUCCUCCCCCGUCCACACGACAACCAGCUCUGCUACACCGGCGGCGAGACCAAGAUCCUCGCCGUCGACCGCUCCAUCAAUCUCCCCGCCCUCCUCUCCCGCCUCUCCUCCCUCUCCGACUCCUCCGACGUCUCCUGCAAGUACCAGCUCCCCGGCGAAGACCUCGACGCCUUGAUCUCCGUCACCAACGACGACGACCUCGACCACAUGAUGCACGAGUACGACCGCCUCUACCGCGCCUCCGUCAGGCCCGCCCGCAUGCGUCUCUUUCUCUUCCCCCUCAUCAACCACUGUGACAGCUUCGGGUCGGACCGCUCCGAUAGGGAUCGAUUCGUCGAGGCUUUGAAUUCGGGUCCCGCUCCACUGCCCGACCCGACUCCCAAGCCUCCCGUUCAAAACAACGUUCACUUCAUCCCCGGUUGGCCCAAGGCCGGCGUUGCUGCUGCUGUCACCUCCGCAGUACCUCCUCCUCCGCCGGCGUCGGAUCAACUUCCACCUCCGCCUGAGUUUCAAGCCAGAUCAGGGCUGGGAGACCGGGUCGUCGGGUCGGAUCUGGUAGUGAGCCCGGUGGAGUUCCAAAGGCAACUGCAAGAUUUGCAGAGGCUGCAAAUCGGAGAGCAAACUGAUCAUCAGUACCACCGAAGAAAGAGCGACGACAACCUCGUCGGCGGCGGAGGAGGAGGCUACGGUGUCGCCGGUGAUUACUUCAACAUGCAGAAGGUGCCGGAAAAGCUUCCUGCUGUGACUGUGCCUCCGCAGGUUUCGGCUCCGGUAGGCUACUGGCCGGAGAAUAAGCAUGUAUCAAGCGUGGGGUUCCCGGGGACGGUUGCUGGAGCACUACCCGAUCAUCAUCAACAACAGUCCAUGUACAUGAUCAACGCGGGCGCGGGAGGAGGCGGUGUGUAUCACGUGCCACCGAUGGUGCGAUCAGUGACCGGCCCAACCAGUCAAGGGUACUACCACAUGCAGCAGCAGCAGCAGCAGCAGAGAAUGCCUUCAGACGUUUACCGGGACCAGCCGGUAUACGGUGCUAUUCCUCAGCCACAGCAGCAAACGAGCAGUCUACCUCCGCAAGCGCCCAAGUACGUGGCUACGUACCCCGAAACGACGCCGUAUACUCAGGUGGCGUACGACAGCGUGACGGGGAGGCAGGUUUACUAUACUCCGCAGGGUGGAGGGGUUGUGCAGCCGCCGCAGCAGGCAUACUCUGCCGUGGGCCCAGCGGCGGUUAGCGGCGAAAUGCGAGUGGCGGGCGGGUUGAGCCAGGAGGGUAAGGUGGUGGGUUCAAAAAUUCCUCAAACUUCCGUGUGAUUUUUCUUUAUUUCAAUUUUAUUUAUGUAUUUACAUCUUAUAUUAAUAAAA
Argentina anserina (silverweed cinquefoil) is the source of this 1555-nucleotide messenger RNA. RefSeq lists its product as uncharacterized. The coding region runs from base 38 to 1504 and encodes 488 amino acids. Lineage: Eukaryota; Viridiplantae; Streptophyta; Magnoliopsida; Rosales; Rosaceae. The record is from RefSeq and is a predicted model, not a curated record. The transcript has a single exon. Gene Ontology annotation, molecular function: protein binding.